Molecule: messenger RNA, 341 nt
Organism: Prorocentrum cordatum
Lineage: Eukaryota; Dinophyceae; Prorocentrales; Prorocentraceae
Source: the annotation of a GenBank genome assembly
GGACGCCCUGGCCACAGCGAGCGCGACCGCGCCAGGCGCGGCAAAAUCGCCGGCAGCCGCCGCGCCGUAUCCCCCUGGCCCGUUCUCGCCGCUCCUGUCCGUGAGAUCGAUAUCCUCGUCGGCGCCGGCGCUGACCGUCGGGGACACGCUAGCAGAGAUGACCAUCGAGAUCACCACGAUGGCGCAGCGCUUCGACGCCCCCCUGCUUCGCGACGCGGCCGCGCCUCGCCGUGGCGACGCAGACGGCGCGCGCGGGAAAAAGCAGGCUGCGGGCAGCAAUGGCAAAACCAGCAAAGCCACAAAUGGCAAAAGCGCUGACCGGGCGGUCGGAUCUUGAGCUG